AAAUAAUUUAUUAUUAAAAAAUAACAAUUUUAAUGACACAGUAGAGGAUGGCUCAACAAUCCAGAAGUAUCUGGGCUAUGAUAAUACGUAACUUUAUUAAUUCAAUUAGACCUAGACAAAUACAAGGAAACCUAAUAGGAUCAGAUUAUUUUGGUAACAAAUAUUUUGAAAUACCACCAAACCCCUCAAUAGGCAAAAGAAAAGCAAAUAGAUGGUUUGAACCACCUGUAAAGGAUGAUUUUAUGCAGGAAAUGCCUGCAGAAUGGGAGGCCUGGCUUAGAGGGAGAAGACAAGAGCCCCCACUUGAUGAAGAGGUUUUGAAAAAUCUAGCAAUAAUGCAAAUGAAGAAGAAAAAUGCUAUUGCAGUUGAUGCUAAAGGGGGUGUGAUGACGCCUCUAGAAAAGGGAAUGGAAUCCUUUCCCAGAAGACCUGAAUUUGAACAAGUACCUGGAGGAAAGAAAAGUAACUAUUAGCUUUAUUUUAAAACAAUGUACCUAAAUAGAAUUAAACAGA
This is a messenger RNA of Brassicogethes aeneus, 513 nucleotides long. The record is from the annotation of a GenBank genome assembly. NCBI's taxonomy places the organism in Eukaryota, Metazoa, Arthropoda, Insecta, Coleoptera, Nitidulidae.